AUGCCCGGCCUAAGAAUCCUCAAAGCCCUCCCUUUAAAGAUGAUUUCCAUCCCCCUCCUGGUCAUCUCCGGCCCCUCCGGCGCCGGAAAAUCAUCCCUUUUAGACCGCCUACUCAGCAACCAUCCCAAAAUCUUCGGCUUCUCCGUGUCUCGUAAUCUCUCCCAAAGACCCCAACAUCCUCACACAACACCAGAGGCUGAAAACAGGCAGAUACCACCCGCUCUCCCCGUCCCGGUGAAACCGAUGGACGACACUACCACUUCACGAACUGCGCAGACUUCGAGUCCCUCAGGGCGCAAAACCACUUCAUCGAGUCGACCGAGUUCGCCGGGAACCUUUACGGGACGAGCAUCGGUGCCGUGAAGGAUGUUGCAGACAGUGGGAGGAUGUGCGUUCUUGAUAUCGACUUGAUGGUUAGUCAUCCCGCUGAUUACGGUUGCAGUAUGUCAUAAGUCUGCGGGACGGACUGUUAAGGGAGGGGGAUACGGUACGAGUACAGGGCGUUAAGCAGAUCGAGAGUAAUCCAUACGUGCAAUCCAAGCGGGUUCUUAUCAAGCCUCCGAAUCCCGAGACGCUACGGAGGAGGCUGCAGAAGCGUGGGACAGAGGCACCGGAGGCUGUGGAGGCCCGUCUGGCGAGGGCACGGAGUGAACUGCAAUCCGCAGAGGGGAGUGGCAUAUACGACAAGGUCAUAGUCAACAGCGACCUUGACUUGGCUUAUCGGGAGCUGGACGAGUAUUCAAUGUCACUCUACCGACUUGUAAACAAAAGAGAUCAUGUUUGA
Tuber aestivum (summer truffle) is the source of this 784-nucleotide messenger RNA. NCBI's taxonomy places the organism in Eukaryota, Fungi, Ascomycota, Pezizomycetes, Pezizales, Tuberaceae. The record is from the annotation of a GenBank genome assembly.